Messenger RNA from Linum tenue, 3925 nucleotides. Lineage: Eukaryota; Viridiplantae; Streptophyta; Magnoliopsida; Malpighiales; Linaceae. The record is from the annotation of a GenBank genome assembly.
ACUUUUCACGUUCGCAUUACAUUUUCCCGGAAAUUUCAAUCAUUUUCUCCCUUCCCUUCCCUGCCCCUUCCAAUUCUUCUUCUCAGAAUUAAGAAUCUCCCCUCGUAUCUCUCUCUCUUCCCGCGGAUCGAAAUCCAUCUCCAUCUCCGACUUCUUCUCCCUCCCCACCUUCCUAUCUCCAAGUUAAGAAUCAAAGAGAUACAACGUAAUCGGCAGUAAUCGGCGAUCACACCUUCUGUUGUUUGCCGCCGCGGCCUGCUUAUUGGACCGAGCUAUGCUUCACAGGAGCUUCAAACCGGCAAAAUGCAAGACGUCAUUGAAGAUGGCGUCUUCCCGCAUCAAGCUGCUGAGGAACAAGAGAGAAGUGCAGUUGAGGCAGUUGAAGAGAGAAGUUGCUCAAUUGCUCGCCGCCGGCAACUACCGGACUGCCAGGAUCCGAGUGGAACAUGUAGUCAGGGAAGAGAAGACAGUGGCGGCUUAUGAUCUUAUUGAGAUAUACUGCGAGCUGAUUGUUGCCCGUUUGUCCAUGAUUGAGUCACAAAAGUAUGUAUUCCUUCUGUGUAAUUCCAGAAACUAACUCUGCCCAGUUGACUUGAAGGAAGCAGUCUCUAGUGUUGUUUUUGCAUCCCCUAGAUGUGCAGACUUGCCGGAGUUGGCAGAUGUUAAAAAGCAUUUUAAAGCAAAAUAUGGAAAGGAAUUUGUUUCUGCUGCAGUUGAAUUACAUCCAAACUGUGGGGUGAGCCGCUUGCUCGUGGAGAAACUGUCUGCAAAAGCACCUGAUGGCCCUGAAAAGAUGAAAAUCUUGAGUGCAAUUGCCGAGGAACAAAAUGUUAAAUGGGAUCCCAAAUUGUUUGAGGACGUUGUCAAGCCUCAUGAGGACUUGCUUAACGGACCUGCUACAUUUCAACCAGCUAGCACAGUGCAUGCCCAAACUCAUAAUGUAGACCCACCUCAGAAUUUCAACAGGAGUCAGGUUUCUUCCCAUGGAAAGCAUGAUACAAGCACAACCUCAUAUGCGCCUGACUACCAAACAUCUUCUCAUUUGCAAUCGCCUAGGGCUGAUGAUUUCGGUUCAAGUGAGGCAAUGCCAUCUGUUUUCGUUAACCCAGAGCAGGGGACUCCUCCAGGUACAGGACCUGAAGCUGUGGAAUAUAGACAUUCAUAUGCUAGGUCAGGGGAAUUGUUUUCUUCUGGGAGCCACCAGCAUUGGAAUACAGAGUUCAAGGAUGCCACGGCUGCUGCGCAGGCAGCUGCUGAGUCUGCAGAACGAGCAAGCAUGGCUGCUAGAGCUGCUGCUGAACUCUCAAUUCGUGAUAACUUGAACAGGCGUCAGUCGAGAGAUGAAUCACAUUUGGCUUCUGGGUUUUCACAUAGAGAGGAUGAACGGCAGCAUCAUACUACUGGCUCUAGGUUACAAGGUCAGAGGUCUUCCAAGGAUCCGGUGAAGAAUACAUCCAAAAUUAACUCUCGUGUGAACCAUGAGCAGCAGACUGAUGACACUGAAGAAGAUGUCCUAGCUGCUUUGAAUGAAAGGUUUUAUAAUCUUAAGGGCCGGUUGGCUGCUACCUCGGAUUCCGAUGAUCCUCCUGAAGUUGUUCCUUCUCUGUCUUUGAGUAACAGGCAACCAGUAGAGAGGCAUUCCCGAACGAGCUCGUCUGAUUCAGAGAAGAGCGACGUUUCAAGUGAUAGAAAUAUGAGAAGAGCGCCCAGUGAACAUGAGGGGGACAGUAUUGGUGGCAACAUGAAUGGUGGAGUAAAUCCUGAAAGUUUUGAUUAUUUCGAUGAAUCAAGGGUCGAGCACCAGGCUAGUGUUCUUCGUACUCAUCCCCAUACAGAAAUUCCAAGUUUCGAUGAUAAUUCAACCUCAACUUGGGACUUUCAUAAGUCAAGUGAAGAUGCUACUUCUGAGGAUCUUUUUGUCAUUGGACAAGCAAGAAGCCGAGUAAAUACCCAGGAAAGUUCAUCUGAUGUUGCCACUGCAGUAUUCGAUGAUUAUGGCUCUGAUGAUGACGAGGCAUAUAAUUUGCAUGCUGAGGAUGAACUUAAUGCCCAACGAUCCAAUAUGGCCUCUCAUUUUUCUUCACGGACAAAUGCAUGGAGCUCUGGGCAGAAGAUCUUGUCUCCAAGGAAGUCAAGUUCUUCAUCUCUCUUUGCCACUGAGAGGAACCCUAGUUUUGUAGCUUCGGAGGGUUUAACUAACAAUGUAGUUCCAUCCAAACAGGACGAUUUGUUACCAGUGACCUUUGAUGACUCGGAUGGCCCGAGUUCUGAAAAUGAAGAGGAUGGUAGUAUUUCAUCUCAAGUCCAUUCCAGAAACCCGGACGAUCAUCACCUCAAUGACAGUUCAUCCUUGAUGGGAUCAUCAUCGCUUGCUGAAAAUGAGAAUUUAGGGUACAAUAAUAGACAGACUUCGCUACGUCCAUCUUCAGCCAACUCCCAUGAAGGACAAAUGCAUCAUCAGAAUAUCCAGGGAGUUGGAGCUGAUGUUAUAAAAGCUGACGAUGGGCAGUUUGGCCACCCCAAUCCUUCUAGCAGCUCUGCACAAUCUAGAUCCAAUUCAAGUGAUGUGAAUGAGAAGUUUCAAACACCAGGACUUCCUCCUUCCGCUGGAGAUAAUGAUAGUGAUGAUGAAAGUGGAUCUGGUUCUGAAGGUGGUAAGGAGUUGAACUUUGGAUUCCUGGCUGGCGGGCUUCGAAACAAAGGCUAUAAACACCCACCUUAUCUUAAAAAUCCUGCUAUCCAAAAUCCUUCACCAUCCAAACAAGCUGUUGAAGAAGAUACUUCUACUAGAAAUAUUCAAGACACAUCCAGUCAGGUACCUCACCAAGAAGCAAGUAGAAGAAGAACAAGCUCAAGAACUCAAGCUAGAUCAUAUAAUUUCAGUGAUGGUGAUUCAGUCAAGGACCCACCUUCGCAACAGAAAUUUAACAGUAGUGAAGAAGGCCAACAUAGUAACCAGAACUCAGGAGUAGUUGAAGUGAACAAAGUAUCCGGGUCUCGAAGAACCUUCUUCGAUUCAGAUGAUAGUGAUACCGAAAUGGAACUUCCUAAACAGAAAUCAGCCGCAGGGAAAUCUGUUGCAGGUCAGGCAUUUUCCAGGCGUACUAAAGCUGCUGCUGCUUCUGAUAAUAGGAGUUCCCAUCCAAAGAACAAGAGCUCAUCACAGUCUUCAGGAAAUGUCGACUACGUUGCCCCCACUUGUCAAAGUCCUCCAACAUCUAACUCAAAGCCUUCAACAUUCCGGUCGAGUUCAGAAUCGCCAGUAUCCUCUGGGAAGAACAGCGUUAGACCAUCUGUCACAAAACAAACAUCAAAUCCUGCUGCUCCUAAAACAGUUCCUCCAGGAAACAAGGAAAGUAGUGCAAAGGCUUCUGGGUCAGCUGUGGAUCCCCCAUCCAGAGAAGAUUCCAUCAACAGAGCAAGUCACGUCCACCCUAAACUACCCGACUACGAUACUUUUGCAGCACACCUACUGUCUCUUCGCCAGGAUCGCCAGUAAAAACUUACGUGCCAAGUUAUUCAUUUAUCCCACACAUAAAAGGAUUUACUCUUUCCCAAACGUUAUUCUUUCCGAUUACUUGAUUGUUUCGUAUAUGGCGGAUACAGAUAAAUCGUGCUUUUUAUGUCCUUUACAUCUUGCUGUAAAUUCCCCACUGUAAUUUUAAUUUUACAAAACGUUUUUGUUAGUUUGCAUAAAGUGAGGCAAUAUUCAUAUGUAGUGGAUAGAUUGAGAAUAUAAUUGUUUGUGGAGAAUGGAGGUGAUGAAUAAAGUGAAGUCAUAUUUCAUGCUUCCCAUGUUAUGAUGAUGUCUUAUCUACGUCAAACUGCCUAUCAGUUUGUACCAAAGAAAAAACCUGGGAAGUACAUGAAACCAGAAAAGGGCGGAUCUGCUUUUGUCAACUGCUUGCUGGUCAUGGAAUCUGUG